UAAUCGCCCUAAACCGAAUGGCAACCUACGGCCAUUUAAUGACCAAAAUCGACUUUGCCUGGCAUUUAAGUUUAGGCCUUAGCCAAACAACAGUAAACCAAAUAGCAACGUUUUUGGAUGUUUCUCCUUUAUUAUUGGCUAAUAAAAUUAAAAAUUGUUGCAAUUUUGAAGAAUGGGAGGAAACUAAAAAAUAUGAAAAAAUGGAGAUUGAAGGAAUUUGGAAUGGAGAAAAUGGGCAAGUUGAGAGGAUGAAGAAUGAUAUAAUUAUGGAUAAUAAUGAUGAUUAUUUUUGA
Messenger RNA from Meloidogyne enterolobii, 293 nucleotides. Lineage: Eukaryota; Metazoa; Nematoda; Chromadorea; Rhabditida; Meloidogynidae. The record is from the annotation of a GenBank genome assembly.